AUGAACAGGAAACUUCCUCUUUUCUCCGGCUUUAGUCCUUACGGCUGGGGAGCUAAGAAUUCUUCAAUUUACAAAGUUGUUUCUCAUCAUAUAAAUAAGGACUACCUUGAUGCCAUGCAAUGCAAACCUUUAGCUUUAAUCAUGAUCAGGAAUAAUCCUUCCAACCUUGUUUUUCUGCUCUUUUUCUUGCUCUUCAGGAUUAAUUUCUUGGCCUUGGCACAGAACACGACUCUUCCAGUAAAUGUGGGAGUGAUUCUUAACUUGGAUACCGGGUUUGGGAAAAUGGGGUUGAGCUGCAUCGAAAUGGCCCUUUCCGACUUCUAUGCCUCUCAUGCUUACUACCAUACUAGGCUGGUCCUUCACAAAAGGGACUCUGCGAACGAUGUUGUUGUUGCAGCUGGUGCAGCUCUGGACUUGAUAAACAAUGUUAAAGUGCAAGCCAUCAUAGGGCCACAAUCAUCAAUACAAGCAAAGUUUGUGACUGAACUUGGAGAUAAAGCUCAGGUGCCCAUAAUCUCAUUUUCAGCAACAAGCCCUUCCCUUGGGAAUUCAUAUUUUAUCCGAAUUGCUCAAAAUGACACAUCUCAAGUGAUAGUCAUAAGUGCCAUCAUCCAGGCCUUUGGUUGGAGUGAAGCAGUUCCCAUCAGUGUUGAUGACGAGUUUGGAAAGGGAGUAAUACCUUAUCUGACUACUGCUUUGCAAGCAAUUGGUGCUCGCAUCCCCUACUGGGUUGUCAUUCCUUCUAUGGCAACUGAUAAACAAAUAGAUGCAGAGCUUGACAAGUUGAUGAAAAUGAAAACCAGGGUCUUCAUAGUGCACAUGUUGCCUUCUCUUGGCUCUCGACUUUUUUCCAGGGCAAAUGCAAUGGGAAUGAUGGAAAAAGGCUUUGCUUGGAUAGUGACAAAUGACAUGACUAGCUUCUUUAGUUCCUCAAAUUAUUCUGUCAUAGAUAACAUGCAAGGGGUGUUGGGUUUAAAGACAUAUGUUCCGAAUACAGAGCGGCUUGAAAAUUUUAGAGGUAGAUGGCAAAGGAAAUUCCAACAAGACAAUCCAACUCUCCUCAAUGUCAAAUUGGAUGUUUUCGGACUGUGGGCUUAUGAUGCGGCUUGGGCACUUGCCACAGCAGUUGAGAAGGUACAGACCAACUUUUCUUCUUCCAGCAAGAUGAACAUCUCUGGUGGUUCCACGAGUUUAGAAAUGUUGGAGAUCUCUCAGAGUGGUCCUGAACUUGUCCAAGAACUAUGGGGCACGAGAUUUACUGGCCUUUCAGGAGACUUCAAUCUUAUUGAUGGACAACUACAAUCAUCAACUUUCCAGGUAGUUAAUGUGAAUGAUAAUGGGGAAAGAGGGGUGGGCUAUUGGACACCCCAGAAUGGACUUGUAAGAAACUUAAACUCAAAAUACACAAACAGGUAUGCUUCUUCUAAUGCCAGUCUUGGAACUAUCAUAUGGCCUGGAGACACCACCUCAAUUCCGCAUGGUUGGCAGAUUCCUAUGAGUGGAAUGAAACUAAAAGUUUUAGUCCCAGUGAAGAGUGGUUUCAAAGAAUUUGUAAAUGUAACAUAUGAUCGUGGCACUAACACAAGUAAUGUCACUGGAUACUGCAUUGAAGUCUUUGAAGCUGUCAUAAAAUCAUUGUCAUACCCUGUCCCUUAUGAGUUUUAUCCCUUUGCAAAAUCCAAUGGUGAGAGUGCUGGUGGUUACAAUGAUUUGAUUGAUCAAGUGUUUCUGGGGAACUAUGAUGCAGCAGUUGGUGAUAUUACCAUUAGAGCAAAUAGAUCCUUGUAUGUUGACUUCACGUUGCCAUACACAGGAUCUGGGAUAUCAAUGGUCGUGCCUAUCAAAGAUAAAAACGACGCAAGAAGCACAUGGGUGUUCUUGAAGCCUUUGACUUGGGAACUUUGGGUAGCAAUCGGUUGUUUUUUUGUUUUCACUGGUUUUGUUGUCUUGGUUCUUGAACACCGGAUAAACAAGGAAUUCCGAGGGCCUCCACUUCAUCAAAUCGGUACAAGCUUAUGGUUCUCAUUCUCAACAAUGGUUUAUGCACAAAGGGAGCGAGUCGUGACCAACUUGGCUAGGUUUGUUGUGAUAGUAUGGUGCUUCGUUGUUCUCAUACUAACUCAAAGUUACACUGCCAGUUUUAGUUCAAUUUUAACAGUUCAACAGCUUCAACCAGUCACUACUGAUGUAAACCUGCUAUUGAAAAACGGGGACAAUGUUGGCUAUCCGGAAGGUUCUUUUAUUUAUGCGAUCCUGAAGGAAACAGGAUUUCAAGAUGCAAACCUCUGGAAAUACACGACUGCAGAAGAAUUGGAUGAACUUCUACAAAAUGGGAAUGGAAAGCAUGGUAUUUCGGCUGCUUUUGAGGAAACCCCAUACAUGAAACUUUUUCUUGCAACUUACUGUUCAAAAUAUACCAUUGUUGAGCCAACAUUUAAAGCUGAUGGUUUUGCCUUUGUCUUUCAAAAAGGCUCAAUUCUCACGCGUGAUGUUUCAACAGCAAUCACUAGUUUGCAUGAGGGAACUGAGAUGAAGAAAAUCGAGGACAAGUGGUUCAAGAAUAAAGCAACUUGUUCAGACUCUGGCACCACAGCUUCUUCUAACAGUCUAACGCUUAGCCUUGAUAACUUUCGGGGCCUCUUCAUUGUUGCCGGGGUUGUUUCAUCAUUAUCUCUAGUCAUAUGUGCAGCCAUGUUCUUCCAUGAACACAGGCACACUUUGAGGAGCAUUGAACCAGAAAUAUCAAUUUGGAGUAGAAUUCAUUCCGUGAUGAGCUUAUAUGACCAAAGGGACCCCAAUUGGGAUACUUAUAAUGGAAGACAGCAGCAACCUUCAGUUCAUGGUGUUAUAGGUGCCGUUGAAGCCUCACCAAACACCAUCUCUCCCCCAAGGCCAUCAAGCGCAAACGACAUUGAGCAUGAAAUCGAGUUAACUUCCCCAGAUGAAGAGAGACCAGUAACUCACUAG
Fragaria vesca subsp. vesca is the source of this 2967-nucleotide messenger RNA. Its product is annotated as glutamate receptor 2.7-like. The transcript is spliced from 5 exons. The record is from RefSeq and is a predicted model, not a curated record. Gene Ontology annotation, cellular component: plasma membrane. The coding region runs from base 1 to 2967 and encodes 988 amino acids. Gene Ontology annotation, molecular function: glutamate-gated receptor activity. Lineage: Eukaryota; Viridiplantae; Streptophyta; Magnoliopsida; Rosales; Rosaceae.